AUGCCAGAUCCCUUUUCGCCAAGAGGUAUCCCAGAUAUGGCUUUUGUCAAGUUAGUUGAGGAACGGCGGGCCCAGCUCAGUCUUGUUGCUGCAGACUGGCCAGAUUCACCUUGUUUAUUAGCAGACAUAGGGGAGUACUUAGUCCGGUCUGCGGUGAUAUUGUCGCAUCUGGCCAAAGACCUAGCCGAUGGCCAACAUAUAAAGGUCUACGCGACUCAAACGAUCAAUGACAUGAAAAACGAUACUGACUUUUCUGAUCUUGAUCCUCUGGAUUACUUUGAUUCUAAACAUUCAUCGUUAAAGGACCUGGCGUCGCAACUGGAAGAGAUGGCGAGUGAAAUUCGAUCACGGUGGGAACAAAGCCGAAAACCCCCAGAGCUCCCGACCCAUCACCAAAAACGCCCUUCCCGGUAUGGACAUAUAUCUGGGGCCAUGGGAGAUAUAAACGUGGUCUAUAAUCCAAUGGAUGAGCCUACAAAUCAUUCCCGUGAUGCCAGCCAGUCGGAAACCGGGGCUGUCUCACAUGGAACACACAACCCAGGAGGGAGAGCCCAAUCUCCUACCGUCGAUGAUGGUAUCAACGACACCAUCCAAGAUCUUUUAAAGUCGUCGCAUCUGGAGAAGCACCAAAAGUUGUAUAAGUGUGAGCUGCCUGGGUGCAAAAACCACAAAGGGUUCGCGAGGAAGGAUCAGCUCCAACGGCAUCAGGAAAAUGUCGCACAUAAUACCACCAAAGUUCAACAAGAAAUAAAUAUUCAAUGCGACAUAAAUAUGCUCUGCUUUAUUUUACCUACCACCAUGGGGUUCCGCGACUACGGACGAGUUGAUGCCUUCUUGGCUCUGCUUGUUGGGGGAUCGCGUGCUCGGAAAGAUGUUUCCGUGAGAAGACUGCAGACACGGGGGAAACCGAAGCUCCACGGGAGUUGGAUGCCUGGUCAACUCAAGGGUCUUUUGGGGGUUCUGCGCUGGUGGUUUGAGAAAUGCAUUCGAGACCUUUAUCAGAUCAUAAACUUCCCAGUCAUGUUUCUGCUCCAAAUAACCUGGGCUGAGCUUCUAAAAUUGUGA
Molecule: messenger RNA, 1065 nt
Organism: Histoplasma capsulatum G186AR
Lineage: Eukaryota; Fungi; Ascomycota; Eurotiomycetes; Onygenales; Ajellomycetaceae
Exons: 5
Coding region: 1-1065 (354 amino acids)
Source: RefSeq, a predicted model, not a curated record